This is a messenger RNA of Laetiporus sulphureus 93-53, 261 nucleotides long. RefSeq names its product splicing factor 3B, subunit 5. The record is from RefSeq and is a predicted model, not a curated record. Lineage: Eukaryota; Fungi; Basidiomycota; Agaricomycetes; Polyporales; Laetiporaceae. The annotation marks the transcript as partial. Gene Ontology annotation, biological process: mRNA splicing, via spliceosome. The transcript has 5 exons. Gene Ontology annotation, cellular component: U2 snRNP; precatalytic spliceosome.
CAGUCUUCGGAGCUCAGAUACACAGCCAACACACAGCUCGAGCAUUUGCAUGCUCGCUACACUGGUACCGGCCAUGCCGACCUGACCAAAUAUGAGUGGCUCACCCACCAACACCGGGACACUCUCGCAUCUAUAGUGGGCCAUCCGUCACUGGCAUCGUUUUUGGCAAUUGCAGAUGGAGAAGCAGUCGGGAGAGUGAGGUUUGAGAUGACAGAGCGCAUGCUUCAGCCAUGUGGACCACCCCCUGCCAAAGAUGAUUAG